GGUCAUGUGAGCGCGGCUUCCAUUUUGUGGUGAUCUUUGCAAGGCUGCGGGCCAGUCGCGACUCAGCCGUCGGUGAGGAAGGGUCGAGCUUAAAGCUCUUUCCAGUCUCACCUUGCAGUUUCGGCGAAAGUCAUCAAAAACGGAAGGUCGAAAGAGCAGCUGGUGGUCCAUCUGGAGUGGCAUCAUGAGUGGCUGUCGUGUAUUUAUCGGAAGGCUGAAUCCUGCCGCCCGGGAGAAGGACGUGGAGAGGUUUUUCAAGGGAUACGGACGUAUUCGUGACAUUGAUCUGAAAAGAGGCUUUGGCUUUGUGGAGUUUGAAGAUCCAAGGGAUGCUGAUGAUGCAGUCUAUGAACUGGAUGGAAAAGAACUCUGCAGUGAAAGGGUUACAAUUGAACAUGCAAGAGCUCGCUCUAGAGGCGGAAGAGGCCGAGGAGGCCGUUACUCUGAUCGUUUCAGUAGUCGCCGCCCACGCAAUGACAGAAGAAAUGCUCCACCUGUCAGGACGGAAAAUCGCCUAAUUGUAGAAAAUUUGUCAUCCAGAGUCAGCUGGCAGCAUAUCUGUGUCGUUGGCCUUAUGACGAGGAGUGCCUGUGGGUUAUCCUAAUCGUUCUGUCUUGGUCACUCUUGGUUGGGCCUGGUUGACUUAUCCAGUCAGCUCCUCCAGUGUUUCAGUUGGCCACCUCUAGAUCUGUGUUUGCUGGUCUAGACGUAAUCGAAGCACUGCCUUAAAGUGCCGGGUUGCAGCGAUCCCUGAGCGUUAACGAGAUCUGAGUCCUAAGUUGAGAACUACCUCCUGUAAAGCUUCGAAAUAAGAGAUCGUGAUCGAGAGAGAGUUGAAAGAUACGCAUUAGGUGGUCGUUGGAAUCCUAUCGCAGUGAAGUGGUCCUUGGUGGAACUUCACAAGAGUAGACAAUGUCUGGAACCGCCAGUAGUCUGCUAAUAGGGAGGGCUGUGCCGUUAAAUACUUCCAUCGGCUGGGUAGUAUUCUUCAAACGGUUGGCGAAGAGCCAGUCGGGCAUGUACCAUGACGGUAUCUUCGGUCGCUUAAUGCAGUUUGAUGCUUGGCUAGCCUAGGGAAAUGUUAAUGAAGGUAAAGUAAACUAUAUUUUUAAUGACAUAUGGGGCACAAAAUAACUGGUGUUAUAUAAAUGUACUCUUCUUUUAUCAUAAAACUUUUCAGAAUGCUUUUCUACAAAUAAACUUCAAAUGCAAGACAGUUAUGUAAAAUGUAUAAUAAACAACAUGUUAAAAUCUAACAUUUGCGGAAAGCUAUAUGCUAGCAUUUUGCUUUAAAGCUCUAUGCUAUUUUCAUUUAUUUCGUGCCCUGAUAUAAACUAUCAAAUACAGAAUUAUCUGCAAGUGUGGCAUCUGCCACUUUAUAAUUCUUAACAUCUUUUCUUGCAGUAGUAAUUUUUAAUAUUCACAAAUGCUGUUUGCUGCCUUAUCUAACAUGGUUUUUCUUGUGCUAGGAUCUCAAAGACUUCAUGAGACAAGCUGGGGAAGUAACCUUUGCGGAUG
This is a messenger RNA of Anolis carolinensis (green anole), 1518 nucleotides long. It is a transcript of the gene srsf5, whose product is annotated as serine and arginine rich splicing factor 5. Gene Ontology annotation, cellular component: nucleus; cytoplasm. The transcript has 6 exons. Gene Ontology annotation, molecular function: mRNA binding. The record is from RefSeq and is a predicted model, not a curated record. NCBI's taxonomy places the organism in Eukaryota, Metazoa, Chordata, Lepidosauria, Squamata, Anolidae. Bases 185 to 604 code for a protein of 139 amino acids.